ACAACGUCCACAGUCCUGAGAGCUGAGCUGAGACUGUUCCAGUGCGUAGCCACGGAGAUAAGUUUCCUUUAACGUUUAUUUCACCGUGAUUUUAUCUCAACGGUUUGAUAAGAAUCACAGUGGGUCAGAGAUUAGUUUGCUCCGGUGCUGCUGUGAACACCGUAAAUGGGCGUGACAGCCGCACAACAACAACACCACAACAAAAACAACGGAUCUGCUUCCGGUUUCUGGAUGUAGCUGUCAGACUCCAGCAUCUCUUUUUUAACGGGGAAGCGCUUUAUCAGCAGAUUUAGUAUGAGCGAAGGAGAGGUGUUUCAUGAGAAGCAACGAUUGGAGCUGUGCGCGAUUCAUGCACUCAACAACGUGCUCCAGGAGCGGGUGUUCACCAAGGAGACAGCCGAUGAUAUCUGCAAACGGCUGGCUCCACAGUGUGUGGUGAACCCUCAUCGCUCCGUGUUAGGUACAGGGAACUAUGACGUCAACGUCAUCAUGGCGGCACUACAGAGCCGGGAACUGGCUGCAGUGUGGUGGGACAAACGCAGGACGGUUCAGAGCCUCUGCAUGUCAAAGGUCCAGGGUUUUAUUCUCAACGUCCCGUCACGAGUAUCUCUGGGGAUCGUGUCCCUCCCGCUCAGACGGCGGCACUGGCUUGCGGUUCGGCAAGUUAACGGACAGUACUACAACCUGGACUCCAAACUGAAGAGUCCUGUCUGUAUCGGGGGAGAAGCAGAACUACGCACAUUUCUCAGCGAACAGCUUUCUCAGGAUGUGGCAGAGAUGCUCCUGGUCGUCCGCCGGGAGGUGGAGGAGGACGGUUCGUGGCUGAACUCUGACAACCCCAAGAAGUGACACCUUGGGACGGGACAUACCUUUAGUUAGCAUGGAAAAAAAACCUCCUCUGGGAAAAUGACAGACAUUUUUUAAAAAAAAAAAAACCUCAUUACAGAAAACUCUUCAGGGAAUGCACUAAAAUACAUUUAAUAUCUACACACAGAGGAAAUUCCAAAGAGGAGCAGAGACGGGCGGUUACUCCUGAGAUGAAGGACUGUUUUGAUUGUAACAGCUGUAAAAGCUUUUGCUCUGAUAUGACACAUGUAUCUGCGUCGUCCUUCUCUUAGUACCUUUGUUUUUAACACUGAGGAGGUGCAUCUAAGCUAACUAAGUUGUGUUUGAUGAGUUGUGACAUAUGACUGAACUUUCACUGUUUUACGGUAGGAAGAUUGCAGUGUUUGUGCAUGAGAAACCAUCCGCAAUAAGGAUAACUGCACUACUUUGAGUUCUGAAACGUCUCCAAGAUGAAAACAGUUUAACAGUCCGAGACUUUUACGAUUGAGUCGCCAAAAUCAGAUCAGUGUGUCAGUUAUCAAGCAGCACCUGAGUUCUCUCUUCCCAUUGUUGUAAACCUUCUAUGCACUGCAGAGUUUGAUUUGUUCGCACUGUUUGUCUUUGUGCGUGUUCACACAGGCACAGGUACUGUGAAGGCAUCACUCAGUGAGGCGUUGAAGGACCUCCAGUGUCUUUGCAUGUUUUCGCUGAUUUACUAAAACAUUUUCAGAGCGUGCCACGUUUUUUUGUUUUAGAUUUUUAAUUGUGUUUUGUUUUGCUCCAUGCUGCCUUUGUUUUCGUCUCAUUUAGCUUUGGUGUAAAAACCAAAAAUCAACUUGUAGAGAUUUUAAACAAGGCUGAAAUCUGUAAUCCAUCACAGCGAACUUUUGUCUUUGAUAAUGAUGGAUGAUACAUUUCAUCCAGGUUUCACGUCUCUGCAGGUCGAGUUUCGCACGAGUGAAAGAAGUUAGAAAGAUCUUUUUUUUUUUUUUUUUUUAAAUCUAAAUUAAAAGUUACAGUAAUAUAAAAGAAACCCUAUUCCUGAUCAGUUUUAAAUAAUUCCAACAUGCAAAAACACUGGUCCUGUGACUGUAUGUAACCUUUACGUUUGUAUGUUGUCUCUCCUAUUGAUCUAUGCAUAUCCAAAAGAAUAGGAGCGCUGCCUCUGGUACACACUAGUGAACAACUUACACAUAAACCUCACAGCUCAGAGGUUCGUAAUAGUGGAACUUAUUUAUAUUAAACUUUGACCUCUUGUUUUAAGUAUGAA
Epinephelus moara (kelp grouper) is the source of this 2095-nucleotide messenger RNA. RefSeq names its product Josephin domain containing 2 (gene josd2). The record is from RefSeq and is a predicted model, not a curated record. Gene Ontology annotation, molecular function: cysteine-type deubiquitinase activity. Lineage: Eukaryota; Metazoa; Chordata; Actinopteri; Perciformes; Serranidae. Gene Ontology annotation, biological process: protein deubiquitination. The coding region runs from base 295 to 849 and encodes 184 amino acids. The transcript has 5 exons.